AGAGAGGAACUUUUCCUAAGCUCUACAAACACUAAAGUGUCACGUAAAAAAUGUAAAAUUAAUUACCUAUAAUGAAUACGUCGUUAACGUUUGAAGUUCUGUUAUAUUUAAAUUCGUAUUAUUUCGGAUUGUUUUCUGUUUGCGAAAUCGGUAUAAAUAUCGUAAAGGCAAUUAAUUUGACCCUCCCUAACAUUUGGACUGACUUUGGAAUACUUAUGGCCAUUUGUGGAUUAGAACUGAUAAGAGUCGUUUUAGGCAGAAAAGGCAAUCUUACAGAGAGCAACUGGACCGUUUUAAUAGCUAUUUUAUUAACUCUUCCUUCUAUUAUGGGAGUUUUCUAUUUCAUGCUGUGGCAAAGUUUAGUUCUUAGACUGGAAUACAUCAUGUGCACAAUUCAACUUUGUUUUCAAACCGCCGAAGUUGUAUUUGGUGUGUUGUGUCUACUUCCUAUUUGUAAAAAAACUGAAUAUUAAUAAAUUAUAUUUGUUAA
This is a messenger RNA of Agrilus planipennis (emerald ash borer), 490 nucleotides long. Its product is annotated as transmembrane protein 216-like. Gene Ontology annotation, cellular component: ciliary transition zone. The transcript is spliced from 2 exons. Gene Ontology annotation, biological process: non-motile cilium assembly. NCBI's taxonomy places the organism in Eukaryota, Metazoa, Arthropoda, Insecta, Coleoptera, Buprestidae. The record is from RefSeq and is a predicted model, not a curated record. The coding region runs from base 72 to 473 and encodes 133 amino acids.